AUGGGUCCCGAAACCGUCUGGACAGAUCGUGCCUUUGAAGUGUCCGCACCAGCGAAGGCGAUUGUUUGCGGAGAGCAUGCGGUGGUGUAUGGAAAGAGUGCAGUCGCGGUCGCUCUCUCCCUGAGGACUUCUCUCCUGGUGCAGCCGUUGUCGACCCCAGAUAAUGCCAGCUUGGUGAGACUAAGCCUACCGGACCUCCAGCAUGACCUCGAAUGGGACUCCGCCAAACUUCCAUGGAAGGUCUUUCGUGCCUCCACCACCGAGGCUGACCAUCGCCCCACCGCAGAGCAAAUGGUAGCCGUUGACAGCGCAGUCACCACGGCAUGUGCAUGCCCCACCACCAAAGGCGGGCCUCUCUGCCGAGCCGUCGCCCGCGCUUUUCUCUUCCUAUACAUGUCUUUGACGAGCGCGAGCGCUCCAGGCUGCUCGUUCGUCCUGCGUUCAGAAAUUCCCAUCGGCGCCGGCCUAGGUAGUAGCGGCAGCAUCUGCGUAUGCCUCGCGACAGCCUUCCUCGCGCGAGCAAAGCGCAUCCGCCACGUCGACCUCUCCGCCGCCGACCUGGAUGCCGUCAACCGCUGGGCCCUCGCCGGCGAAGUCUGCACGCACGGCACCCCCAGCGGCGUCGACAACGCCAUCUCCACCUGGGGCGGCGUGCUGUCGUACCGGCGAGCGACAUCCCCACCCCCCAGUCCCUCCCCGCCUUCGACGAGCAACAGCAGCAGCAGCAGCAGCAAUAUCGCCCCAUACAUGCAAUUCCUCCCUUCCCACCCCCAACCGCACUCCUCCGCAACACCCGGCGCCGCCCUCAGCGACCUCUCCCACGUCCUCCUCGUCGACACCAACCACCCGCGCUCCACCCGCGCCCAACUCGACAAAGUCGCCGCCUUCAUCAAGCACCACCCCGUCUACGCCGCAGCCCUGCUCGCCGCCAUCGACGCCCUGAGCCUGGAAGCAGCCCGACUGUUCGCAGGCGAUCCCCACAACAACAACAACAACAAAGACGACGGCAGCAACAACGAUUCCCCCUCUUCCCCCUCCUCCUCCACCCACCCCAUCACCCGCCUCGGCACCCUCAUGCAGCUCAACCACCGCCUGCUCUCCGCGCUGGGCGUGUCGCACCCGGCGCUGGACCGCGUGUGCGACAUCGUCGCGCGGAAGGGGGUGGGGUAUGCGAAGCUGACGGGGGCGGGGGGAGGGGGUUGCGUGCUGGUGUUGUUGAAGCCUGGGGUGGUGGGGGGGCUGCAGGGUCGGGAGGACGGUGCUGCUGGUGGUGGUGGUGGUGACGGUGGUGGUGAGGAGGCGCUGGAGGAGGCGAAGGAGGAGUUGCGGGCGGAGGGGUUUAGGGUUUUGGGGGCGAGGAUUGGGGGGGCGGGGGUGGGGGUGAGGGUGGUGGAGGGGAGAGAGGAGGCGGAGGCGGAGGUGGAUGCCGAGGCUGAGACCGAGGCGGAGGUGGAGGUGGAGGUGGAGGAGGGAGGGUGA
Molecule: messenger RNA, 1479 nt
Organism: Diplodia corticola
Lineage: Eukaryota; Fungi; Ascomycota; Dothideomycetes; Botryosphaeriales; Botryosphaeriaceae
Product: mevalonate kinase
Exons: 2
Coding region: 1-1479 (492 amino acids)
Biological process (GO): ergosterol biosynthetic process; isoprenoid biosynthetic process
Cellular component (GO): cytoplasm
Molecular function (GO): ATP binding; mevalonate kinase activity
Source: RefSeq, a predicted model, not a curated record